GUUAUUUUGUUUGCGAAACCUUACCGGUCGUACUGAAGUUUUUGGACCACUAUCAAAAGCUUCUGUAGGAUUUUUACGGCAGCCGUUAAUUGUACGUGUAGCUAAAGCAGCUAAAGGUAGUUCAAGCGACCAAGUUCGUAAGCAAGCUGAAAAGGAAAUGCAAUCAUUUUGGGAAAAAAAUGUGAAGGAAAAGAGACCAUGGUCUCCUCAUCUCCAGAUUUACUCUGCGCCACUAGUAAUGAGAUUCUCUUUUCUCCAUCGAGCGACGGGUAUUGCUAUGGCCAUCGAAAGGAAAUAAAAUUUAGUUUGCGACGCUUAUCACCUGAGUAUCUGACUGUAAACAAUAGGUACUUCACUUUAUUGCCGAGAUGGAUAUUCAAAUAAAAUAUUGCAAAGCUAACUAAUCUAUCUCGUCAGCUUUCCUUUGGAAAUAAAACUAGUUAAUUGUUCGCAGCAUAUCCCGUGAAGUUACGCUGGAUUUUUUUUAUACGUGUUGACAGACCAGUUGGUUGUAUCUAUCUCAAAUCGUCCAAAGUAAAUGGCUGAAUGUCAUGUUUUUGUGGCUAGCAGAGGAAUGCAAGGCGCAUCUUUCUUCCAUUUUGAUACUCUUCAUCUGGACGUAUCUGCACCGCCCCCAAUAAUAAUAGUAAUGUCAGGAAGUCUGAAUAUCAGUUUUACUACGAGCUCACUUGUGAAUAGCUUAACUUACUGCUGCUAAACUAGAAAAGAUUAUUCAGCUGUUUUCUGAAGUCACCAAAUACAGGACGAGAAGGUGUCAAAAGGUUAUUUUGGCCAAGGUCUCUUCAUCAGUUUGACCGUGAAACCCAUAUAUCCAUAAUUUACCAGCUGCCUAUAAUUCUACCACAUGGACAAAAAGUUCAUGAUGCACCUCUAGAUGAAACAUCCCAACGUCAUUGCGGAUCAAUGACUCAAAUUAUAUGCAAACACAAAUUCUAAACCAAAGUGAUGAUUACGCUUCAGUCUGAUUCUGAAAUUGGUGUUGAAACCUAUUUAUCUUCGUAGAAUUAAACUGGUUUGCAAAAUACUUGUGUCAAAUAUCAUCACUUAAGGAGUUUUAGCGUUGAAUAACAGCAAAAAGGUUUUUCAAGGUAAACCUAAACAUGAUUUAGCUUUUCCACGAACGCUUGACUGUGGUUUUAGGGGCUACUGACAUAUUGCGAGCAUUUAUUCUGGCCAGGUAACACACUUUUGAACAUAAUCUAGGUAUAUUGUUCUUAUAUUCAGUGUAGGCUACAGAAUAUACGGGCUUAAAGGUGUGUAAACAUCCAACUAGUGAACUUGAAACGAAAAGUCUGUGUCUUACAAAAAAAUACAUAUGCCUGUCACCUCCAGUGAAGCAUAGGCCGCCGACCGGUGUUCGCCAACCUACACUGUCCGGGGCUUCCCUUUCCAGUUCUG
Schistosoma turkestanicum is the source of this 1419-nucleotide messenger RNA. The record is from the annotation of a GenBank genome assembly. Lineage: Eukaryota; Metazoa; Platyhelminthes; Trematoda; Strigeidida; Schistosomatidae.